AAAGAGAGAGGGAGAGAGAGAGAGAGAUAUGUCGUGCAAACGGUUGCAGGAGGCGUUGGAGGAAUGCCAUCGCCGAUUUAGGGAGCCGGAGCGUAGCGCCCUCUGCAAGCACACGAACCGGAAAUUAGCCUCCUGCCUCAUCGCCACCGUCUGCCCCGCGGAGGUGGAGGCCGUGCAAGACUUGUGCACCAGCAGCGGCACAGCCACCAAGCGCUCCAACUGUCGAGAGGCCCAGCUCUCCCUCGCUGUCUGCCUCUCCCUCCACCAGGCGCCUCCACCUACCAAGUGACGCAGUCCCAACCGAUCAACUUCGGCCUGUGAACCUCGACCCCUCACCAAUUAAUUUCUGCUUGUCUCCUUGAUAAUGAUGGCGGUGGUGUUAUAGCCGUUAACGAUGCUUCUUUCCCGCUAAAACUAAUUGGGAGUCGCAUGUCCGCCAUGGCGUCACUUUGUAUUCUUCCCCUCUUAAAUGGAUUAGGAUUGCCAGUCGAUGGUGAUUUUCGAUCGGCAUGUUAGCCAAUUUAGAGUUUGGUUCCCCCUGAGGGAUUGCAGUGUGCAAAGAAACACGAGAAGAUCAUUUAAGGAGCAUAUUCAACCUCUGGACAUUCUUUGGCUACGUUCAUCUUCACCGUCCCAUCCCUUCUGCAGUCAACUAUUAUCAUGAACAUCCCACUUGGGUGAAACUGCGAUCUACUUUCUACUGUUCAACAGUUUGAUUGAAAGAUGCCAAAUGAUGAAGCUGGUUAUACUGAUUGACUCGGCAACACAGAUGAACCUGCAUUGUCCGCAUUCCCGUUUCAAGUGUUGCUUAUAGGAGUCAGCAACUUGCAGUUCAUGCAAUUGAUUCUGGCCAUGUUAACAUCUCCUGGUCCAUGGGCCUUUUUUAUCCUGGAAUUCUGUUUUUAACAGUUUUUUAUCUCUUCUUGUUAACUAGUCUCUCUUUAUCUCUUGAGUUUGAGGUUGAUUUUAGGGGUUUUUACCUUGUGGAAAUAUGCAGAAUGGACAAAAGAUACGCAGAUUCUUGUUCGUCAUUCUAGGCUAAGAUUUGAAAUCUAGAUGAAGGUCAAAAGCAUGUCCAACAAUGUUGUGCAUCUGCUGUGCCUAUAUUGUUCUUUCGAUAUUGGAUGCACACAUACAGCUAACAGUUAAAGAAAAGAAGAGAAUGGAAAGGGGUACAAUAUUCUAGUGGUCUUAGCAAUGAAGCCCACUUGAAUAAGAUGCUUAUCCUUGAACAUGAAAGGUGCUUUUACAAAGGCAGAAGGUUCUAUCCUCACACUCUGGUAAGUAGAGUAUGCCGUUGUCCAGUGAACCAUGAACUUAGCGGGGGGAGUGGUUACGCCCUCAUAAUAAUUGGCCGAUUCGGAUGGAGUUUACAAUCCGCAUCAGGUUUUCUUCAUCAUUCUUGUUGGCAAGCCACAAGCGCCGCCUGCUUUUGGUUAUUAUGGAGGUUUUUUGACGAUUAAAAACGCUUAUUGGACCCUCAGCCGCUCAGUUUUGAAGGUAUUAGUUUGGUAUGUACAAAUUUGAACCUAAGCAUGGUGGAACAAUUAAAGACUAUGUUUCUUCCACAAAGGCAACCAAUGUUUGUUUACGAAUUAACUUGAGCUUGGCAUGUUUUCCGUGUGCAUCAGGUUAGUAUGUAGGAGCUUGGCAUGUUUUCCAUGGCAUGCUAUGUUUAUGUAAAUCACAAAAUCCCAGUUUUCUGUUUUGGACUUACC
Messenger RNA from Nymphaea colorata (pocket water lily), 1718 nucleotides. RefSeq lists its product as uncharacterized. The coding region runs from base 29 to 289 and encodes 86 amino acids. The transcript is spliced from 2 exons. The record is from RefSeq and is a predicted model, not a curated record. Lineage: Eukaryota; Viridiplantae; Streptophyta; Magnoliopsida; Nymphaeales; Nymphaeaceae.